Molecule: messenger RNA, 516 nt
Organism: Branchiostoma belcheri (Belcher's lancelet)
Lineage: Eukaryota; Metazoa; Chordata; Leptocardii; Amphioxiformes; Branchiostomatidae
Product: dolichol-phosphate mannosyltransferase subunit 3-like
Exons: 6
Coding region: 159-440 (93 amino acids)
Biological process (GO): GPI anchor biosynthetic process
Cellular component (GO): endoplasmic reticulum membrane; dolichol-phosphate-mannose synthase complex
Source: RefSeq, a predicted model, not a curated record
GACUAGACAUCUAUUUUAGACAGUACGAUUUACGGUAACAUCUGUUACAGUUCAAAGGUCACCAGCUGACUGGGAGCUUUUUUUUCCAAAAAAAAAAGAGACGUGGCGAAACUUUUUCCUGCGUUUAAAGCUAUUUUACAGCAAUCUGAGACACGGUGAUGACGAAGUUACUGCAGUGGUUGUUGGGUGUGGGACUGCUCCUGGGUACAUGGGCAUGUCUGGUGUGGGACCUUGUACCAGCACAACUCUCACCACAGUGGAAGGAGGUCGUCUGGGUGGCACCCAUGUAUCUUCUCAUGAGUUUUGCAUGCUACUCAUUAGCAACUAUUGGCUACAGAGUUGCCACCUUUAAUGACUGUGAAGAUGCUGCCAAAGAGCUCCAACAGGAAAUUGAAGAGGCAAGAAGAGACUUGGCUAAGAAAGGCUUGAAGCUUUCCUGAUUGGCAUUUUUGUAAUGUUAGAUAUUUGUUCUACAAUGUAAUUGAAGAGGACCAAACUACAUAAAACACACUGGCA